UGCUGAGGCCAGCUGCGCCGCGCCGCUCCGGUGGGACCAUGCCAUCGUACACCGUCACGGUGGCCACGGGCAGCCAGUGGUUCGCGGGCACCGACGACUACGUAUACCUGAGCCUGGAGGGCACAGAGGGCUGCAGCGAGAGGCACCUCCUGGACAAACCUUUCUACAAUGACUUCGAGCGUGGCGCGAUUGACUCCUACGAUGUAACUGUGGAAGAAGAUCUUGGAGAAAUUCAGCUAAUAAAAAUCGAGAAACGAAAAUAUUGGUGCCAGGAUGACUGGUACCUUAAAUACAUCACCGUAAAAACACCAAUGGGUGACUAUCUGGAAUUCCCAUGUUAUCGUUGGAUUACAGAUGAAAAAGAGAUUGUCCUUCGAGAUGGAAGAGCAAAGCUUCCCCGGGAUGACAAGACUCAGAUUCUCAAGCAGCACAGACGCAAAGAACUUGAGACUCGUCAAAAAACAUACCGCUGGAAGGAGUGGCAUCCAGGCUUUCCCCUGAGCAUUGAUGCCCUUUCUCACCGUGAUCUCCCUCGUGACAUCCAGUUUGACAAUGAGAAAGGAAUUGACUUCAUUCUGAACUACUCUAAAGCUAUGGAGAAUCUGUAUAUCAACCGUUUCAUGCACAUGUUCCAGUCUUCCUGGAGUGAUUUUGCAGAUUUUGAGAGGAUCUUUGUCAGAAUCAGUAACACAAUCUCUGAAUAUGUGAUGCAGCACUGGAAAGAAGACUUUAUGUUUGGCUAUCAGUUCCUGAAUGGAUGCAAUCCUGUGCUGAUCCGGAGAUGCACCGAGAUACCCAAGAAGAUGCCCAUCACUAUGGAUAUGAUAGAAUGCAGUCUGGAGAGGAAUUUGACCCUGGAGGAGGAAGUGAAGCAAGGAAACAUUUUCAUUGUGGACUAUGAGUUGCUGGAUGGUGUGGAUGCUAACAAAACAGACCCGUGCACAAUUCAGUACUUGGCUGCACCCAUCUGUCUGCUGUAUAAAAAUCUGGAGAAUAAAAUUGUACCCAUUGCAAUCCAGCUUGGUCAAAAGCCUGGGCCAGACAACCCCAUAUUCCUUCCCUCAGAUGACACAUAUGAUUGGCUGCUAGCUAAAAUCUGGGUUCGCUCAUCUGAUUUCCAUGUUCACCAAACAGUGACCCAUCUCUUACGGACACACUUAGUCUCGGAGGUGUUCAGCAUAGCUAUGUUCCGGCAGCUGCCUGCUGUACAUCCCCUCUUCAAGCUCUUGGUGCCACACAUGCGGUUCACAAUAGCCAUCAAUACCAAAGCCCGAGAACAGCUUAUCUGUGAGUGUGGCCUUUUCGAUAAAGCAAAUGCUACAGGUGGAGGAGGACAUGUACAAAUGGUGCAGAAAGCAAUGAAGGAUCUGACUUAUAGCUCCCUCUGCUUCCCUGAGGAGAUCAAAGCUAAAGGGAUGGACAGCAAAGAGGAUAUUCCUUACUAUUAUUACCGGGAUGAUGGCAUUAAAGUCUGGGAAGCUAUAAAGAGUUUUGCAGAGGAUGUGAUUCACAUCUACUAUGAGACUGAUGAGGUGGUGUGUGAGGAUGUGGAGCUCCAGGCCUUUGUCAAAGACGUUUAUGUCUAUGGGAUGAGGGGCGUGAAGGCCUCAGGAUUUCCCAAGAUGAUUAGGACAAGAGAGAAGCUAGCAGAGUAUCUCACAGUGAUAAUGUUCACCACAUCAGCCCAGCAUGCAGCUGUGAAUUUUGGUCAGUAUGACUGGUGUUCCUGGAUUCCCAAUGCCCCACCAACAAUGCGCUGCCCUCCUCCAACAAAAAAGGGGACAGUCACCAUAGAGCAAAUUGUGGAAACUCUACCAGACAGAGGACGUUCAUGCUGGCAUCUUGGAGCUGUCUGGGCCUUGAGCCAAUUCCAGGAUAAUGAACUGUUUCUGGGCAUAUACCCAGAUGAACACUUUGUGGAGAAGCCGGUGAAAGAGGCUAUGGCAAAAUUCCGCAAGACUCUGGAUGAGAUCGUCAACGCCAUCACAGAGCGCAACAAGAAUAAAAAGCUGCCUUACUACUACCUUUCCCCAGAUCGCAUUCCCAACAGUGUUGCUGUUUGAGCAGCUACCUAGGGAAAUUUGGAGGCACGUAAAGUUGGUGAUGCUUUCCAGUUGCACGUGCUUCUUUUGAAUGAACUUUCAGAAAUGGAUAAAAUAAGAAGCCCAUCAGAACUGACCCAUACUCUACUUGGACUUUCAAAACAAAUUUGAUUAUGGGUAAUCUCACAGGCAAAGUGUAAUUGCCAACCUUCUGGGUCAAAUUUAUUGCAAGGUUAUUUUUCCACACUUUUGAAAUGAAGCUUAGAAUCAAUUUUUGUGUUUCUGUUAGCUUUUCCUCUCCUGGUCAAAACAAUGUAAUCACAUAUUAGCUUAUCUGAUUUGACAAAAAUCACAAGCAAUAAGCAAGUCACAUCUGUGCAGUCCUUCUUGUUUUUAAUGGGUGACACUGGUGAGAUUAAAGUGUAAUCUUUAUGCAUCAUUUUGAAUGCGAUAGAAACAAACAUUCAAUAUUUUCACUACAAUUGUAAGUGCCCUAAUCAGGAUACAGGUAGGAACAGGAUGUGUUCUUAACAUAACAGAUGGGAGUUUAUUGCUUUCUUACCUGUUCACAUAGAAUCAUAGAAUCAACCAGGUUGGAAGAGACCUCCAAGAUCAUCCAGUCCAACCUAGCACCCAGACCUAUCCAGUCAACUAGACCAUGGCACUAAGUGCCUCAUCCAGGCUUUUCUUGAAGACCUCCAGGGACGGUGCCUCCACCACCUCCCUGGGCAGCCCAUUCCAAUGGCAAAUCACUCUCUCUGGGAAGAACUUCCCCGUAACAUCCAGCCUAUACCUACCCCGGUGCAACUUGAGACUGUAUCCCCUUGUUCUAUUGCUGGUUGCCUGGGAGAAGAGGCCACCCCCCACCUGGCUACAAUGUCCCUUCAGGUAGUUGUAGACAGUUGUAGACCCUUGAGCCUCCUCUUCUCCAGGCUGCACACCCCAGCUCCCUCAGCAUGAAAUGAAAUUGCCUGAUUCAUAGGAGAUGAAAAUUCUACACCAACAUAAGCAUAUAUAUUUUUUCUACAUAAAACUAGGAUGGUUUCUUUUAGCCUUUGCCAGCAGAACUUGAUGUCUUUCACAUGUAUGUAUGAAUGUUUUGCUUAGCACAAUGGUGACAAGUACAGACCCAGAAGUGCUUACUCUCGAUUCCUGUUUCAUUGUUAAAGCUGCUGGGUUUUGUAGAUAGUUUCUUCUGUUUUGUGGAGGAUUAAAGGCUACUUUGUAUAAUGAUAAAAGUUGUGGAGAAGGGUUAAAUGGCAGGUUCUAAGAGGACUAUUUAGAUUGAGUGUAAAUGGCAUGUUUAAAAACAACUGAGUUUUGUCUGUUUCCUUUAGAGAUGAUUAGGUUCAAGCACCUGGGCUUCGAUCAAAGUUCACAGAAUCACUGAGAUAAUGAAACUAAAAUGAGGUUUGGGGAGUUUAAGAGUUGUAGUUAUUUACAAAACAAUUUUGGUUUGUUUUUCCUGGAGUUUGUUCCUUGUGCUAGCUUCGCCAGCCUGCAGUGUGUUUUCUCAAUAGAUAAUAAAGCUUCUCGUGGUAGUAAAACUAAACUGAAAAUGAA
Messenger RNA from Pogoniulus pusillus (Red-fronted tinkerbird), 3605 nucleotides. It is a transcript of the gene ALOX5, whose product is annotated as arachidonate 5-lipoxygenase. Gene Ontology annotation, cellular component: nuclear envelope. Bases 39 to 2063 code for a protein of 674 amino acids. Gene Ontology annotation, biological process: lipid oxidation; lipoxygenase pathway; arachidonate metabolic process. Gene Ontology annotation, molecular function: iron ion binding; protein binding; arachidonate 5-lipoxygenase activity. The transcript has 14 exons. The record is from RefSeq and is a predicted model, not a curated record. Lineage: Eukaryota; Metazoa; Chordata; Aves; Piciformes; Lybiidae.